ACUUUAAAUCCCAUUCCAAAAUAUCAAUAAAGUAGAAGUAACAUACAAAAUCACAAACAAAAUAUUUAGAGGUUAAAAGGGGUACUUUAGUCUUUUACUUAUAAUUUUAUCACCUAAUACAUUAUCUUCUCCCCCGCAUUAAACAUUUCUCCUCGAAACCCUAAAUUCUCUAAAAAAAAUAAAAAGAAAGACAAAACAAAUAUUUCUUCUUCUUCUUCCUCCUCCGUUGUUAUGGCAAUAAUGAGCAAAGAAGAAAAAAAGACAGAGAACAAGAGGAUCAACGAGAUCGAUGACUCACACGAAGACGAAGAGCUGGAGAACCAGAAGAUGGAGAUUUUCUUUAGUCUGAUCAAGAACUAUCAACAAGCCAAGAAACGAAGACGACAAGAGUUAACUCAAGAUUCCGGCGACGUUUCUUUGAUUCCGACCAAGGGAUCCGAAUCCGGCAUUGUUCCUGUCUUCCGUCCCGAAGAUUUCUCUCACUGUGUUGAUUUAAACUUAAAACCAUCGAAUUCGAUUACCCCUCCUACCAGUAAUCAAGAAGAGGACAAGGGAGAAGAUGAAGAUAAAGAUGAAGACAAAGAAGAAGAAGAAGCAGAGAAGGAGAUAAGAGAAGAUAGUGGUUUGGAUCUUAAUCAAGGUUUAGAUAAUGGUUUAGAUCUUAAUCUAGCAUUGUAAUAAUACACUCUGUUUCUCCGUUUCUGUUUCGUGAAUAGGAAACAAAAGCUUUCUUAA
Capsella rubella is the source of this 735-nucleotide messenger RNA. RefSeq names its product protein NIM1-INTERACTING 1. Gene Ontology annotation, biological process: regulation of systemic acquired resistance. Bases 232 to 678 code for a protein of 148 amino acids. The record is from RefSeq and is a predicted model, not a curated record. The transcript has a single exon. NCBI's taxonomy places the organism in Eukaryota, Viridiplantae, Streptophyta, Magnoliopsida, Brassicales, Brassicaceae.